AUGGCAACCACAACCGUCACCCCGGUCAAGUCGCAACUCGUCGACAAGUUGCCCAAGCGAUUCAAGGGCAUCAAAUUUGGCAUUCAGUCGAAUCAGGAUAUCGCGAACCAGGCUGUUCUUGAGGUCUCCGAUCGCCUCUUGUACGAUAUUGAAAAGAACAGAGCGCCGUAUCAACAUGGUCCCCUCGACCCUCGCCUGGGAACUUCGAGCAAGACGGGAAAAUGCGCAACAUGCCAGGAAUCACUCCAGAACUGCACUGGUCACUUCGGCCAUGUCAGACUUCCGCUACCUGCCUUCCACAUUGGCUACCUGCGUUUCGUCAUGAUGAUCCUGCAAGACAUCUGCAAGGACUGCGGCAAGGUGUUGCUCACCGAGUCAGAGCGCCGGGCCUUCCUCAAGGAGUUGAGGCGGCCGCUUCUAGACAACCUACGCCGUUCCCAGAUCUGCAAGCGAAUCAACGAGCAGUGUCGCAAGGUCAAGAACUGCAUGUACUGCGGUUCUGUUCAAGGUCAGAUCCGCAAAGUUGGCGUUCUCAAGCUGGCGCACGACAAGUUCGUGACCUACAACAAAUCCACUUCCGCCAAGAAAGUGCCCCCGGAGAGCAAGAUCAAGUUCGACGAGUCGUUCAGCGAAGCCAGGAAAAACAACGCGGAGCUCGACAAGCAUCUCCGCAAAGCGAUGGAGGACAUGAACCCGUUGAGGGUACUCAAUCUCUUCAAGAUGAUCAGCCCUACCGACUGCGAGCUCCUCGGUCUCGACCCUGCCGAAGGUCGCCCUGAGAUGUUCAUCUGGCAGUUCCUCCCUGCGCCUCCUGUGUGCAUUCGACCCUCCGUUGCUCAGGAUAACGCCAGCAACGAAGACGAUAUCACAACAAAACUUGCCGACAUUGUUUGGGUCAGCGGCAUGAUACGAUCUGCACUGCAGAAGGGUUCUCCAGUCCAGACUAUCAUGGAGCAGUGGGAAUACCUUCAGCUGCAAGUCGCCAUGUACGUCAACAGUGAUGUACCGGGACUUCAGCAGCCUGGAUUUGGCAAGGCCGUUCGCGGUUUCUGUCAGAGACUGAAGGGAAAGCAAGGUCGAUUCCGUGGCAAUCUGUCUGGAAAGCGUGUCGACUUCUCGGGCAGAACGGUCAUUUCACCUGACCCCAACCUCGGAAUCGACCAGGUGGCUGUUCCCCAGCUUGUGGCUAAGAACCUGACCUAUCCGGAACGAGUUUCGGAUUACAACAUCAAUAAGCUCAGAGAAUGCGUUCGGAACGGACCCAACAUCUGGCCCGGUGCGCAGCAAGUUAUAAAGAAUGACGACGGUGGCUACAAAAUCUCAUUGAGGUUCGGUAACAGAAACCAGGUCGCCCAGGAUUUGAAGAUUGGUGAUGUUGUGGAGCGCCAUCUAGAAGACAAUGACAUCGUUCUCUUCAACCGUCAGCCGUCGCUCCACAAGCUCAGUAUUAUGAGCCAUUUGGUAAAGGUACGACCGUGGAGGACAUUCCGACUCAACGAGUGCGUUUGCGGUCCUUACAACGCAGAUUUCGACGGUGACGAGAUGAAUCUUCACGUUCCCCAGACCGAAGAAGCUCGUGCAGAGGCCAUCAACCUCAUGGGCGUCAAACACAACUUAGCAACGCCGAAAAACGGUGAGCCCGUCAUUGCCGCCACCCAGGAUUUCAUCACUGCUGCGUAUCUCUUGAGCGGCAAGGACAGAUUUUUUGACCGCAAAACAUUUACCUACAUCUGCAUGCACAUGAUGGACGGAAUCGUCCACCUGGACCUUCCACCUCCCGCUAUCCUGAAACCCCAAGCUCUCUGGACGGGCAAGCAAGUAUUCAGCAUGAUGAUGCGCCCCAACAAGGACAGCCCCGUCAAGAUCAACCUGGACGCCAAGUGCAGAGAAUACAAGGCCAGAGCUGGCCAAUGUCCAGACAUGGACCCGAACGACGGUUGGCUUGUCAUUCGCAACUCCGAGGUCAUGUGCGGCAGAAUGGACAAGUCUACUGUUGGUUCCGGAAAGAAGGACUCGGUCUUUUACGUCAUUCUCAGAGAUUUCGGCCCAGAUGCCGCCGUGGUAACAAUGAACCGUCUUGCCAAACUGUGUGCUCGUCAUUUGACGAACCGUGGAUUUUCUAUUGGAGUUGGAGACGUCUAUCCAACCCAGCUUUUGCUCGAGAAGAAGAGCAAGAUGAUCAAGGACGCAAACAAGGACGUCGACGAACUGAUUGACAAGUAUAAGAGAGGCAAGCUUGACAAGGCCACUGGUUGCAGCAUGGAGGAGACUCUUGAAAACUCCAUUUCGGGACUUCUCAGCAAGGUCAGAACUCAAGCAGGUUCUCACUGUAUCGAAACGCUGAGCAGAAACAAUGCCCCACUGGUCAUGGCCAAGUCUGGUUCCAAAGGUUCAGAGAUCAACGUCGCGCAGAUGGUCGCUCUAGUCGGCCAGCAAAUUAUCGGCGGAAAGCGAGUUGCCGAUGGUUUCCAGGACAGAACACUUCCCCAUUUCCACAAGAACGCUCCCCAACCGCCGUCAAAGGGUUUCGUCGCCAACAGUUUCUACUCUGGUCUCCUCCCUACAGAAUUCAUCUUCCACGCCAUGUCUGGUCGUGAAGGUCUGGUUGAUACAGCUGUCAAGACAGCCGAGACUGGUUACAUGUCGCGAAGAUUGAUGAAGUCUCUCGAGGAUCUUUCCACUCAAUACGACGACACGGUCCGAACAUCAGGAGGAGGCAUUGUCCAGUUCCAAUUUGGCGCAGACAAGCUGGACCCUGUGGAUAUGGAGGCGUCGGCGAAGCCUGUCAACUUUGACCGAACCUUCUCACAUGCCGAGAACCUGACAUGGGACAAUGAGGAGGCUGCCCUUCUACCUGACGAAAUGGUCAGGUACUGCGACAGCAUGUUAUCUGUAGAACGUGCUCGCUACCCAAGAAAGUCCCUUGUCGGAGACUUAACCCUCGACUACGACAACGAAGAGGAUAGGUUCACAGACGAGCACGAAGGUGCCAGAGAUUUCUUGAGGUCACUAGAGUCCUACGUUGGCAGUCGAGCCAAUAAGCUCCGUCGUGUCAUGGAGCUCACUGGCCUUACGGCCAGUGCCGACAGCAUGGAGGUCGAUCUCGACGAAAACGAGGUUAAGGCGAAGAAGGCAUUCGCGGACAAGGUUGCCAAGGUGUCGGAGACGACCCUUCGGCUAUUCGUGCGACUCUGUCUAGAGAAGUACAAGAAGGCGCAUGUCGAACCAGGUCACGCCGUUGGAGCCGUCGGAGCCCAGUCGAUUGGUGAGCCUGGUACCCAAAUGACGCUUAAGACCUUCCAUUUCGCCGGUGUCGCUGGUAUGAGUAUCACGCAGGGUGUUCCGCGUAUCAAGGAAAUCAUCAAUGCCUCGAAGACCAUUAGUACCCCUGUCAUCACCUGUCCGCUAGUACAGGACAGGGAGAUGACGGCGGCCCGCAUUGUCAAGGCGCGUAUCGAGAAGACUUUCGUUGAAGACAUUCUCAGCUCCAUUGAGGACGUGUGGUUCGCGGACUCGGGAAAUGUUGUCCUGCAAGUGGACAUGGAUGCGUUGUCCGACAUGCAGCUGGGCAUUGGACUGAGCGACGUGGCCGAAGCAAUCUGCAAACACAAGAAACUCAAGGUAUCGAGGCAGGACAUGAACAUCGGCCCGGGCAGGAUAGAAGUCCGCGUUCGUCUGGACGAGUCCGCCAGCUCCAAGAGGUCCGUCAAGGCAAAGCCUGUGGAUGAGCACGGCGACCUUUUGGUACGGGCCAACUACCUCCGCAGGACAAUCCCGACAGUGGCCAUUUCAGGAUACCCGGACGCAACGCGUGCCAUCAUCCAGACCUCAGAACACGAAACCCACACUGUCCUAGUCGAAGGAUAUGGUCUGCAAAAGUGUAUGAACACUGAAGGCGUUGAAGGGCGCAGGGUAAAAUCAAACAACGUCAUGGAGUGCCGAGAUGUGCUGGGUAUCGAGGCGGCGAGAACGACAAUUGCACACGAAAUCGGGGAGGUCAUGGGAGACAUGGGCAUCGACCCCCGCCACAUGCAGCUACUCGCAGAUGUCAUGACUUACAAGGGAGAGGUGCUGGGUAUUACACGAUUUGGUCUCUCCAAGAUGAGAGACAGUGUGUUGCAACUGGCAUCCUUUGAGAAGACACCCGACCAUCUGUUCGAGGCCGCCGCGGGCAUGAAGACGGAUCAGAUUGAGGGAGUGAGCGAGUGCAUCAUCAUGGGCCAGACCAUGUCGGUCGGAACCGGCGCAUUUCACGUCGUCCGCCGCCUCGCCCUGGAGAAGGGAGAUGUUGGGCAACGGAAGACGACGUUUGAAGAUGCGUGGGCGGCCGAGACAACGCUCAAGCGAAAGUCGCGGCGACAUGUCUAA
Molecule: messenger RNA, 4368 nt
Organism: Colletotrichum karsti
Lineage: Eukaryota; Fungi; Ascomycota; Sordariomycetes; Glomerellales; Glomerellaceae
Product: DNA-directed RNA polymerase iii largest
Exons: 4
Coding region: 1-4368 (1455 amino acids)
Biological process (GO): DNA-templated transcription
Molecular function (GO): DNA binding; DNA-directed RNA polymerase activity
Source: RefSeq, a predicted model, not a curated record